AUGGCCGAUGAAUUCGAUCCAUUAAAACAAACAAAUGAUAAAUCAGACGAGCCUAUAUAUGCAAAAAUACAAAGGAGUGUUUCGAGCAACAAUGAUGAUGAUCUUCUUGGCCAUGAAUAUGAAAGUGUUUUAAAAACAGAACCUAAUUCAGUAAAUACAUCAAUUGAACCAAAGUCAAAACCAGAUGUUUAUGAAAAACUAAAUCAUAUGAAUACUGCACCGAAAAUUCCAUUUCGAUCAACAAAUCCAUUUGAUGAAGAUAUUAAAAAACCAUCAUUAUCAAAUCAAAUUAUUCAUAAACCUCUGCAACAAGCAAUAAAACCAACAGUACUUGAACAAAAGGCAGAACAAAAAUUGCAAAGCCAAAAUUAUGAAGCAGGAAUCGUAACCAGUGGUUAUUAUAAUGAAUAUUAUGAAGAUCCAUCGUCUAAAAAGAAAGGAUUCGGUGCAACACUCGAACGUCUUGUUCAACGGUUUCCAGUUUUAAGUAUGUUCUAUACUCCAAAACCAGCUGCUCCAGUUGAAGUCUAUGAAACUGAAUAUGAAGAAAAAUAUGUUGAAGAAGAAGAAGAAGUAGUAGAAAAUGAUGAAGCACCACAAUUAGUAGAGGCAGAUCAAUUACCACACGAAUUAACAAGUGAAGAAUUAGCUUUAAAUGAACGUUAUUCAAAUAAAGAACGCACACAGAUAAUAUCUCUACAAAUAACAAGUCAAACACAACCAAUUGAUGUAUGUCUUCAUCAUGAAAGUUACACAAUAUAUUCAUGCGAUGUUGGUCGAAGUGUUGUGGAAAUAUUUGAUAUGUAUGGAAAACUUCAACAUACUAUUAAUGAUUCAGCAACAACGAAAUUUCAGCCAACAGCUAUUGCUGUUGCAUAUGAUGGAACAAUAAUACUUGCAAGUCAUUUUAAUCAUCGCCUUCAUAUGUAUUUGCCUGUUGAUUUACAAGAAAAUCAAACUAGUGAACAAAAUAAAACUUUCACAGAUGAAUAUAAUUUUCAGCAAUACAAACUAGGUUCACCUGGCCAUAGUGUAAAUCAAUUUCAUUUUCCAGCUGGUAUUGCUGUUGAUUAUACUGAUGGUUAUCUAUAUGUAUGCGAUCGAGGAAAUUACUGUAUCAAAGUUCUACGACCAGAAGGAAUAUGUGAACGAGUUAUUGAAUUACGUUCACAUGAUCCAAAAGAGAAUAAUAUAGCUCCCAUACAAGUUGCUCAUCAACAAAUUGGAGAACAUAUUGCUUGUCUUACUGGUAAAGGUGAAUCUUUAUGCUUUGUUUCGAAAUAUGCUGAAGGACCCACAUAUGUUGAAUGCUUUACUAUUGUUGAUAAUGAUGGAUUAGGUCUUCGCGGUGCUUCAGGCAUAGCUAUAGAUUCAGAAGAUCGAAUUUUUAUAUCGGACACAGGUCAUCAUCGUAUUGUUAUAUGUACACCUGAAGGUACUUAUAUAACACAUUUUGGCAUGGAAGGUAGUGAACCAGGCGAAUUAAAACGCCCAUGUGGUUUAGAUAUCACAAUUGAUGGAACAAUUAUUGUUGCCGAUAGUGGAAAUAAACGAUUGCAGUUAUUUGGUUCAGUACUUGAACAGGCAGCUGAAGAAGAUCCACCAUCAGCGAAAAAAUCGGAUAAUAAAGCAAGUUCAUUAAACAAUACAGUACCGGCUAUACUGUAG
Rotaria socialis is the source of this 1668-nucleotide messenger RNA. Lineage: Eukaryota; Metazoa; Rotifera; Eurotatoria; Philodinida; Philodinidae. The record is from the annotation of a GenBank genome assembly.